This is a messenger RNA of Habropoda laboriosa, 1432 nucleotides long. RefSeq names its product estradiol 17-beta-dehydrogenase 11-like. The transcript is spliced from 7 exons. Lineage: Eukaryota; Metazoa; Arthropoda; Insecta; Hymenoptera; Apidae. Bases 221 to 1237 code for a protein of 338 amino acids. Gene Ontology annotation, cellular component: lipid droplet. The record is from RefSeq and is a predicted model, not a curated record. Gene Ontology annotation, molecular function: oxidoreductase activity, acting on the CH-OH group of donors, NAD or NADP as acceptor.
AUACAAAGGCGUUGUUCAAGUCAGCAUCAUCCAGUUUCCAGCUGUAGUGAUAGCACCGCCCUUCCGGAAGGCUCUAACAGACACGCAUACCCUCUGUGACGACGAGCUAUGAUAUCCUGAUCGAUCGUAAGUCGUCGAAUCACAGAAGAGUUGCGUGUUGCGACAAAACGCUCCAUAAAUUGAAGAUAAUCGAGGAUCUGACCGGAAGAACGUGGCAGCCAUGUCGUUUCUCAGGUCCAUCGGUGAUUUGAUCGGUUUUCUGAUCCUCACCGUGGUGUCGAUCGCCGAGAGCAUCGUUAAAUUGUUCAUACCAAUGAAAUAUAGAAUGAAAAGCAUUGCUGGGGAGAUCGCGUUGGUCACUGGGGGCGGCGGAGGUCUGGGAAGGUUGAUCGCCCUCAGAUUGGCCAAACUGGGCGCCAUCGUGGUCAUCUGGGACGUUAAUAAGAUUGGCACAGAGGAAACGGUCAAGCUGGUGGAGGCUAUAGGUGGCACUUGUUAUGGUUAUGUCUGCGACCUAUGUGACAGAGAAGAUGUUUAUAAGAAAGCAAAACUGGUUAAGGAAGAAGUUGGGAAGGUGACCAUUUUGAUAAACAACGCCGGUGUGGCGAGCGGCAUGAGGUUUAUAGACACGCCGGACAAGCUCAUUAUCCGCACGAUGGAUGUAAACGUAAUGAGCCACUUUUGGACGACAAAGGCAUUUUUGCCUUCCAUGAUGGAGAGCAAUAAAGGACAUAUCGUGAGCAUUGCUAGCCUGGCUGGGCAUUUAGGUGUACCACGAUUAGUGGAUUAUUGUACGUCGAAGUUUGCAGCUAUUGGAUUUGAAGAGGCUCUUCAUAUGGAAUUAGCGGCUGAAGGGUACAAUAUUAAUACCACGGUGAUAUGUCCAUUCUUCAUUCGAAGCACAGGCAUGUUCGAGGACGUUUCGCCUAGAUUUUUUCCAAGGCUCAGCCCGAACGAAGUGGCCGACCGAGUUGUGUCCGCCAUGAGAUGCAAUGAGAAGAUCGCCGUUGUGCCUGGUUACCUUUAUAUUCUUCUCGUUGCAAAAUGGGCCUUUCCAUGGACUGUCGCGGGAAUGUUCAUCCGCGGUAUAGUCUCGAACACACUCGGUUGCAACACAACAACAACUCCUGCCCCUAAGAAAGAAGUGAUUCCCACUGUGUUACCCAAAAAAUCUGACACCGUGAACAUUCACCAGCAAUUAACCAAACGUAUCUCCAAUUCCGAGAGGAAACCUUAAUCUCGUGUUCAAUCUGUUCGCAAGAAACAUAUCCCAGAUCAUAUUUUCUAUCGUUUUCCUUGGUCUCAGUUAAACAACGCGCCUGUAGGAAUUAUGGAACUUUCUAGCGAAUAUUCGUAUCAAGUAAUAUCGAUAACGGUCAUGUUAUUACGAAGUACACUUGUGCAAAACUCGUUUCAAAAAUGAGCUUGUUCC